This is a messenger RNA of Camelina sativa (false flax), 2292 nucleotides long. RefSeq lists its product as uncharacterized. Lineage: Eukaryota; Viridiplantae; Streptophyta; Magnoliopsida; Brassicales; Brassicaceae. The record is from RefSeq and is a predicted model, not a curated record.
AUGGACCUUUUCUGUUUCAUCGCUCUUGUCCAUGCAAAGCCUAUUCUUCAUGAUUUAUUAAAAGACAAAUUAACUGACGGUGGAUUUCAUGAGGUAGAAAAGAAUGGUAAACUAUUUUUGGUAUACCAUCACCCUAAGUAUUGUCCCAUAUCCCAAAUACAUACCCCAACCUCCUCCGCUGAGCUUUCUCUUCAACCUCUUUUCUUAUGUCCUACUAAACGACAGCAAAAGGACGUUUCUUAUGCUAAUGAUAGCAUUUAUCUACUAAGUUCUUCCCCCGAGUACGUAAUUCCUACAACAACGGAUUCUUCUGAUCAUCAUGUACUCCCUCUGUUUUGGUGCAACAAUAAGGAAUUUGAUACCAAUGGUGGGUGUGACAUAUGCAAUGGCUCAAAUUUUGGUACAGACUAUUACUUCUGUAACUACUGUGAUAAAAAAUUCCAUAGGGAGUGUAUCCAGUCUCCACUAAAAAUUAAUCAUCCUUACCACCCUCAACAUCCUCUCCAACUUUCCACUCGUUAUUAUAUGACUUUCGAUAAUAUUGAGUGUUUAUGUUGUAGAAUAUUAGCAAAUGGGUUAAUGUAUCAUUGUACGAUAUGUCAUAUUUCUAUGCAUCCAACAUGUGCGAUGAAACCAAUAACCUUUGUUGUAGACCCACAAAAAAACCAUAUUCAUCCUCUCAUGUUUUUCCCCAGACAAACUUGCUUAACUUGUAACCUUUGUGGUUGGCUGAGACAAGUUUGUCCCACCAACAUUUGUGUCAGAUGCAACUUUGUAUCUCAUGCUGAUUGUAUGAAUCUCCCACACAUCAUCAAGAUAUCACGUCACCACCAUCGUAUCUCCUUCACUCUUUCUUUUCCAUCAAGAUCAGAACGGUUUUGUGGAGUUUGUCGUCAAAGUAUUAACGGUGAUUAUGGUGCGUAUACUUGUGACAAGUGUAGCGAUUAUGUUGUUCAUCCAAUAUGUGCUACAUGGAAGAAUGUGUGGGAUGGAAAAGAACUUGAAGGUGUACCAGAAGAAGAUGAUAUAACACAAGAUGUUGGGCCGUUUGAAAUGAUAUCUGAAGGAGUGAUACUUUAUUUUCUUCAUGACCAUCAUCUCCGGCUCGAGGUCAAUAUACUUUAUGACGAGAAAAAAUUUUGUCAAGCGUGUGUCCUUCCUAUCUAUGAAGAUGACUUGUAUUCAUGUAUGGAGUGUGAGUUCAUCCUCCAUGAAACAUGUGCUAAGGCUCCCCGUAGAAUUCAACAUGCCUUACAUCUUCAUCCACUUAAAAUGAAGCAGUUUCACAAUAGAGAUUUUCCCGAAUGUGAUGCUUGUGGUCGUACGUAUAAUGGCUUUGGCUAUGGGUGCAAUUACAAAGGUGGAAACUGCUUUAAUCUAGAUGUAAGGUGUGCUUCAAUUUCUGAGCCGUUUGAUUACAAAGGUCAUGAACAUCGUCCCUUGUUCAUAUCUUUAAACCAAGGAGUAGAACGUAUGUGUGACGUAUGCAAAAGAAGAUGUCUUAAACAAUUAAAUUGCAUGAAAUGCAAUUUUAUUGUAUGUUUCAGGUGCGUUACCUUACCAUACAAAGCAAAAUAUCAGCAUUACGACACACAUUCUCUCACGUUGUUAUGGGGUGACGAAGUAAGCGAGAAAUAUUGGUGUGAGGUGUGCGAACGUAAUUUACAAGAUACGGGAGCAAAAGUGUUUUACGGGUGCAAUGAAUGCUACACAUGUUUUCAUGUUGAAUGCGUAAUUGGUGCAGACCCAUAUUUGAAGCCCUAUAAUUACGUAGGAGGGGGAUCGGAGAAUGAUGUUCAGACUCUUCCCAAACGUAAAAUUUCUCGACCAUUAUGCGUUUAUUGUAAGAAUCGUUGUCAAGGGAAAAUAUUUAAGAUGGACCAUCAUAACAUGUUCUAUAGAAUUUAUUUAUAGAUUUGUUUUUUUUUUCUUAACAACUGAACUUGAUUAUAUUGUAUAAGGUUGAUACAAAUAGUGAACCAACCAAGAAGGUGGUACAGUAUAUAGGGUGUACAUAGAAGUAAAAGUAGCAGCUUGUUUAGCAGCCGAAUUUCUUUCUCUCUUCACAUGAUCCAACGAUGAGUUAGGAAACUUUGACAUCGAGAAUCGUAGUAUAUCGUUAAGUAACGGACCCAAACCCACAUUAUCUUCUCCUUUGUUGAUCAGCGUAGUUAAUUGUCGAUUAUCACUCUCGAACCAUAUAUACCGUAAGACCAUGAGUCCACAUUACCUGAAGAACAUGUAGAAAACCAAAUAUGGAUAUGAUCAAAACCUUUUACUCUGUUAGGUUCA